Molecule: messenger RNA, 636 nt
Organism: Mycetomoellerius zeteki
Lineage: Eukaryota; Metazoa; Arthropoda; Insecta; Hymenoptera; Formicidae
Product: beta-1-syntrophin-like
Exons: 1
Coding region: 1-636 (211 amino acids)
Cellular component (GO): intracellular anatomical structure; dystrophin-associated glycoprotein complex
Molecular function (GO): structural molecule activity; protein binding
Source: RefSeq, a predicted model, not a curated record
AUGGUAGAGUUGUGUGGUAGCGGCCAAGCUUCUUCGGCCAUGGGAGUAAUGGGCAUCGGUUCGAUGGUGACCGCGGCGACAUCAUCAUCCUCUUCGUCGACUACCACGACUACAGGUGCCUCAUCCUCAGCGUCAGGACGUGCCGGCAUUCUCGAAACUCAAGUGCGCGGUCAGUGGUAUCGCGUAUUCGUUUCUUUGGAAGACGAUUAUCUCAGCAUUUCGCUCGAUGAGAGUUGUGAGACCGGUAACAACGCUCUGAACAACGGCAACAUCAACAAUAACAAUGUGGAUAGUUUGAACGAUCCGGAUGUGCCCGAUUCGGUAGCCAAUCAGAAGCGCGUUGUCCGUGUGGUCAAAAGUGACAACAAUGGCUUAGGAAUUUCGAUAAAGGGCGGCAAGGAGAACAAAAUGCCGAUCCUCAUCUCGAAGAUCUUUAAAGGCAUGGCAGCGGACGCUACUGAACAACUUUACGUCGGCGAUGCUAUUUUGGCGGUAAACGGCGAAGAUCUACGAGAAGCCACACACGAUGAGGCGGUAAAGGCAUUGAAGAGAGCCGGCAAGAUCGUCGAACUAGAAGGUAGGCGGUUGUUAUUUGCUCUUAAUAUCUAUAUUUUAAUCAAAGUAGAAUAUACGUAA